GAUCUUUGACUCGAUACUCGAGCCACUAGUGAACACUCGAUCGCGGCGCGAAUAGGUCGCCACUCGCCAUCUUAGAAAAAGUAAUAGACGUCAAAUCGCGCGCCAUUUUCAAAUAUCGAACACUAACUUUUGUUUUUCAGUGCUAUAAGGUUUUUUAUUGUUGACAGUUUUCCGUUUUUUUUUUUUGCUUUUGUUUUUUUUUUUAAAGACAAUAAGUGCAAGUGCGUGGCAUUUUUUUCGGAAAGUAAAAGGAGGUGAGACGUGUUAAAAAAAUUGAAAAAGUGAAUAAUGUGCGCGUAGUGAGUGACAGACCUUACAAGAUGGCGGCCCCGGCCGUGGUGGUCAAGCGGGCUUACAAGUACUACGGGAAGCAGGACAAGCAGGACUUCAAAUGUGUCCUACAGUACUUGGACAUGACUGUCGAAAAGGGUAUUAUAUACGGCCUCCUAGGUCCUUCCGGUUGUGGCAAGACAACACUCCUCUCCUGCAUAGUCGGGAGACGGAAACUGGACAGUGGGGAAGUGUGGGUGUUGGGGGGGAAACCGGGAGAGAAGGGCAGUGGAGUCCCAGGACCGAGAGUCGGGUAUAUGCCUCAGGACAUCGCCCUGGUAGCGGAGUUCACAGUACGAGAUGCAGUGUACUACUUCGGCAGAAUCUACGGCAUGAAGAUGAAGAAACUGGCAGAACAGUUCGACUUCCUCACUAAUCUUCUAGAACUGCCCAGUGGCGGGCGGUUAAUAAAGUCCUUAUCUGGAGGGCAGCAGAGGCGAGUUUCCCUUGCUGCGGCGUUGGUUCAUGAACCAGAACUGCUGAUAUUGGAUGAACCGACCGUUGGAUUGGACCCAGUGCUCAGAGAACGAAUCUGGGAGUUCCUAUCAGAGCAAGCAAGAAAAGGCACCACAGUUAUAAUUACGACACAUUACAUUGACGAAACGAAACAAGCACAUAAGAUCGGGCUCCUACGAGACGGUCAGCUGUUGGACGAGGAUACGCCCGAUGAAAUCCUGCGCAGGUACGAUUGCAACACGCUCGAAGAUGCGUUCCUCAAGAUGGCGCUGAGACAACACGAAGUCACUCAUAGGAGAAGAUCAACUCUCACGGGGUCACCAGAUGUCAUCCCGGAAAGCAGUAUAGUGAACGACAGUCGCUAUCAGUCCCGGGAGGAUUUCAAUGUUGUCACCAGUAGUACAGAUGUUUUAACUAGUAAAGAAAAACCUGAGAGGAUUCGAAACGGAAAGAAAGGGAGAUACAAAGCGGUGUUCAUCAAAAGUAUACAACAAUUCUCAAGGCAUCCUGGGGGGUUAAUAUUCUCAGUGCUGUUCCCGAUAGUGCAAGUGGUGGCGUUCUUCGGCGCCAUCGGCCACGACCCGAGAGACUUGCAUGUGGCGGUCGUCAACUAUGAAGCGGCGUUUUCUCCACUGGGCACGGACACAUGCAACAACAAGAGCAUCACGCGCGUGUCGCAGCGGGAAGACGAGACCUGCGAGCAGUACAUGCUGAGCUGCUGGUUCCUCGAGGAGAUGGAGAAACGGAAGCUGUUCCCUACGACAUACAAUACGACGGAAGAAGCGAAGCAAGCGGUAGCGAAGCGGAAGGUGUACGGAGCGGUGAGCUUCACGCGCAACUUUAGUGAUGCGCUCACCAUACGAGUCACUGAGGGCCGCGUGGAAGACGAUGUCAUCGACGACAGCACUAUAAGUACCUGGAUUGACAUGUCUGACCAUCAAAUAACCAACUUCGUCAAGCUACAAUUGCACAAAGCGUACGAGGCGUUUUCCAGACGAACCAUGCGAGCGUGCGGGAAGAACGAAGAUCUAGUCCAGAUCCCUGUGCGAUUUGAAACGCCGGUUUACGGAACAGCGGAUGCAGAAAUAGUGGCGUACAUGGCACCCGGCGUUAUGGUUACUAUAAUUUUCUUCCUCGCCGCCAUCAUCACGUCGACUCUGAUGAUAUCGGAUAGAUUGGAGGGCGUGUGGGAGAGGAGUGCCGUGGCGGGAGUACAGCCGAAGGAGAUGCUUCAAGUGCAUAUCGCUAUCCAGUCCACUGUCAUAUUAGUGCAGACUGCUGAAAUGAUGAUAGUAGCGUACCUAGGCUACAACCUUCCCUCCAAGGGUUCCCUGAUAACGAUCGCCAGCCUGCUGUUCCUGCAAGGCUUGGGAGGGAUGUGCUUCGGUUUCCUGCUCUCUGUGCUGUGCUCGAGCUACACUGUGUCCUUCUUCAUCGCCACCGGAAGCUUCUAUCCCAUGAUUCUACUCUGUGGUAUUCUCUGGCCAAUAGAAGGGAUGCCAGUCUUUCUACAGUACAUCGCUUUUGCCCUACCUUUCACCAUUCCCGCCAAGUCACUCAGAGACCUAAUGGAGAAGGGAAGCUCCUUCAUAAACCCGGACAUAUACACAGGGUUCCUAAUAACUAUUGCCUGGAUCCUAGGGACUUUAGCUCUAUGCUUCUUAAGACUUAGGUAUAGGAAGAUGUAAGACCACAUACUACUUAAUAGUACCUCACUCGGCAAAGAUGUUCUUCAUAUAAAUAGCAACUCUCUUAAAGACGCAAUAAAGCGCAAUUCAGCUCGCAAAGCACUGCAGCAUAACUAACUCUCUCUCUCUCUCUCUCUGUUCUCUCUCUCUUCUCUCUCUUUCUCUCUUAUGUGAUCAAAGGGAAGACGGCAAUGACUCGCGACGCCUUAAGGUCUCAACACAAUCAGUACUUUUAUAUCGGUGAUUAUUCGCUUUUAAAAGCAGGUGAAAUAUUAAUUAAACUUGUACUUCCCUUACUUUGUUUGAGUUUCAUAGUCCCCUUAAAGUCGUGAUUAUGAAAUUGCUGCAAUCACAAUGAUUGGCUGAAUUUAUGGUAGUUUUGCUGCAACUAUGCAUUUUACCCAAUAGUGAGAAAGUGUCAGCCAAUCAGAAGUGGUUGCUUUCGUCAAAUAUGGCGGUAGACAGAUUGGCUGGCUUGACAAAUGGCGAUCGGCCUUUUAAGGGACUUAACCAAGAUAAAUAAAAAAUAAAUAGCACAUAAAUAAAAUGCUUCAAUGGUGAAUUUUAGAGCUUAUAGCUCUCGGGUAGCUGUAUAUAGCUUUUAUCUUAGCUUUAUGUGGUAUCACAGCAUUAAUUUAGUUUAAGAGUAGGUUUUUCUAUUAAGUUAUAGGUUAUAGGUAUGUGACCUAAACAUUUGUGAUUUUUAAUUGUAAUAGUUCUAAUUAUAUUUUAGUUUUUAUGUGUUAAGUGCAUAGAAUAUUUUUUAAUAUUUUUUGUAAAAUAAAGGUGCAUU
This is a messenger RNA of Maniola jurtina (meadow brown), 3267 nucleotides long. RefSeq names its product ABC transporter G family member 20-like. The coding region runs from base 321 to 2474 and encodes 717 amino acids. Gene Ontology annotation, molecular function: ABC-type transporter activity; ATP hydrolysis activity; ATP binding. NCBI's taxonomy places the organism in Eukaryota, Metazoa, Arthropoda, Insecta, Lepidoptera, Nymphalidae. Gene Ontology annotation, cellular component: membrane. The transcript has 16 exons. The record is from RefSeq and is a predicted model, not a curated record.